This is a messenger RNA of Pararge aegeria (speckled wood butterfly), 2755 nucleotides long. It is a transcript of the gene Vha100-2, whose product is annotated as V-type proton ATPase 116 kDa subunit a1. Lineage: Eukaryota; Metazoa; Arthropoda; Insecta; Lepidoptera; Nymphalidae. The coding region runs from base 119 to 2629 and encodes 836 amino acids. Gene Ontology annotation, biological process: proton transmembrane transport; vacuolar acidification. Gene Ontology annotation, molecular function: proton-transporting ATPase activity, rotational mechanism; ATPase binding. The transcript has 15 exons. Gene Ontology annotation, cellular component: vacuolar proton-transporting V-type ATPase, V0 domain; plasma membrane; vacuolar proton-transporting V-type ATPase complex. The record is from RefSeq and is a predicted model, not a curated record.
ACAUCACAGACCUAUUCAACUCAGUUUCCUCCCGCGCGUGCGCCGCGCUCAACGUGUUGUGUGAACCCCAAGCUGGAAACACGAACUGAAGAAAAAACGGACAGUGUAGACCACCAAGAUGGGGGCGAUGUUCCGGAGCGAAGAGAUGGCUCUUUGCCAACUCUUUAUUCAGCCUGAGGCGGCGUACACCUCCGUCUCGGAGCUGGGCGAAGCUGGCACUGUACAGUUCAGAGAUCUGAACCCAGAAGUGAACGCUUUCCAACGUAAAUUCGUGAACGAAGUGCGUCGUUGCGAUGAAAUGGAACGCAAACUCCGGUACAUCGAAGCUGAAGUUCACAAAGACAAGGUGCCCGUACCACAGGUCAAGGAUAUGCCUCGUGCGCCCAAUCCUCGAGAGAUCAUCGAUUUGGAGGCGCACCUGGAAAAGACCGAAAAUGAAAUCCUCGAAUUGUCGCACAACGCCAUCAACUUGAAACAAAACUAUUUGGAGUUGACCGAAUUGAAACAUGUCCUCGAAAAGACCGAAGCUUUCUUCGCUGCCCAAGAAGAAAUAGGAAUGGACUCCUUGACAAAGUCGCUGAUAUCCGAUGAGACUGGUCAGCAAGCCGCCACACGAGGUCGUUUGGGCUUCGUGGCUGGCGUGGUACAGCGGGAGCGUGUACCUGCAUUCGAACGUAUGCUGUGGCGUAUUUCACGUGGAAACGUGUUCCUACGCCGCGCCGAGCUUGAUAAGCCUCUUGAAGAUCCCAACACUGGUAACGAGAUCUACAAGACGGUUUUUGUCGCGUUCUUCCAAGGAGAACAACUCAAGUCUCGGAUCAAGAAGGUAUGCUCCGGAUUCCACGCUUCGCUGUACCCGUGCCCACCGUCCAACACUGAGCGGCAGGACAUGGUCAAGGGGGUCAGGACUCGUCUUGAAGAUCUUAAUAUGGUCCUGAACCAAACUCGCGAUCACCGACAGCGUGUACUUGUCAGUGUGGCCAAGGAGUUGGCAAGUUGGUCAAUAAUGGUUCGCAAGAUGAAGGCAAUCUACCAUACUCUGAACUUGUUCAACAUGGAUGUCACUAAGAAAUGCUUGAUUGGCGAAUGCUGGGUGCCAACCGCUGACUUGCCGAAUGUGCAGAAAGCCUUGGCUGAUGGAUCUAACGCUUGUGGAAGUUCAAUCCCGUCUUUCUUAAACUGCAUCGAGUCUGACGAGGUUCCGCCAACAUUCAACCGUACGAACCGCUUUACGCGUGGAUUCCAGAACCUUAUUGACGCUUACGGUGUCGCCUCUUACAGGGAAUGCAAUCCUGCACUCUACACUAUAAUAACAUUCCCGUUCCUCUUCGCCGUGAUGUUUGGAGACUUGGGCCACGGCUUGAUUAUGGCAAUGUUCGGCGCCUGGAUGGUCAUCAAGGAAGUAUCCCUCUCGGCGAAGAAAACGAGCAACGAAAUCUGGAACAUAUUUUUCGCCGGUCGCUAUAUCAUCUUACUCAUGGGCCUUUUCUCAAUGUACACUGGUCUCGUUUACAACGAUAUAUUCUCUAAAUCGAUGAACAUUUUUGGAUCAUCAUGGUAUGUUCCAUACAAUGAAAGUACACUUGAGCACAAUAAAGCACUUUCUAUGAAUCCUACAGAAUCAUAUAUUGAUACGCCGUAUUUCAUUGGUAUUGAUCCUAUAUGGCAGACUGCCGAAAACAAAAUUAUUUUCUUGAACUCUUACAAAAUGAAACUGUCCAUCAUUUUUGGUGUCGUCCAUAUGAUCUUUGGGGUCUGCAUGAGUGUCGUCAAUUACAACUUCUUCAAGCGCCGCUACUCCAUCUUUCUGGAGUUUCUCCCACAAGUGGUGUUCCUGUGUCUCCUUUUCUUGUACAUGGUCUUCAUGAUGUUUUUCAAAUGGGUUGCAUACAGCACAUUGUCUGAGGAUGAAGCCUACACUCAAGGCUGCGCGCCAUCCGUCCUGAUUCUAUUCAUCAACAUGAUGCUGUUCUCAAGAACGGCUCCGGAAGCGGGCUGCAAGGAGUUCAUGUUUGAAGGGCAAGGGACCAUUCAACGGGUGUUUGUGCUCGUUGCGCUCUGCUGUAUACCUGUCAUGUUAUUGGGCAAGCCUUUAUACCUCCUGUCUACAAAGAAGAAGCAUGUUAAGCCUGAGCAAUCUAACGGUAACGUGAACCAGGGUAUUGAACUGCAAGAACAAACUGACAUCGGAGAAGUGCAGCCAAAGCCCCAGCCACAGUCGUCCGGCGGACAUGACCACGACGACGAGCCGUUCAGCGAAAUCAUGAUUCACCAAGGCAUCCACACGAUAGAAUACGUGCUGAGUACCAUCUCUCAUACAGCCUCCUACCUUCGACUGUGGGCUUUAUCUCUUGCUCAUGCAGAAUUAUCAGAAGUACUAUGGAACAUGGUGCUAACUUUCGGUCUGAAGGACCACAACUACGUGGGUGCUGUCAAACUGUACGUAGCAUUCUUCUUCUGGGCGUUCUUCACGCUCGCCAUCCUCGUCAUGAUGGAGGGUCUGUCUGCAUUCUUGCACACAUUGCGUUUGCAUUGGGUGGAAUUCAUGAGUAAAUUCUACGCAGGUCUGGGUUACAUAUUCCAGCCAUUCUGCUUCAAGACUAUCCUCGAACAAGAGGAUGAGGAAUAAAUUAAUAAUUAUAAUUUAUAAACAAAUCUUAUGUAGAUUGCAACAGUAUUGGCAUAUAAUUUGUAUGCAAAUAGGUGCAAAGGUCACAAUGCAUAGUUGUUAAAAUAAAAUAUAUUUGUGCAUGUU